AUGAUCCCAAAUUUCAGUCCCUCAUUAUCAUACGGUCAGUUCAAUGAUGAACCAACCAACCAUGGCAGGUUAAGUGAACUCUCAUCCUCAACACUCCCAUCAUUAUCCAUCCUGUUCAGUGAUGAUCAUGAACAUGAACGAAACAACCGUCGCUUGUUAAGUGAUCAUGGGGUUUCAUUCUCACCCUCAAGACUCCCAUCAUCAUCAUCCCAUCUGUUUAAUGAAGGCGAGGCUUCAUUCUUAUCCUCAUUACUCCCAUCAAUACUCUCAUCAUCAUUCAGUCAUCAUGAACGUGAACCAGCGGACCGUGGCUGGUUAAGUGACCGUGGGGCUUCAUUCUCAUCCUCAAGACUCCCAUCAUCAUUCAGCCGGUUCAGUGAUGAUGUAUCCAGCGAUGAUGAUGAACAUGCACCACCCAACCUGUUCGAUCAUGAUCAUGUACCCAGCCGGUUCAAUGAUGAUCGUGAACAUGUAUCCAGUGAUGAUGAUGAACAUGCACCACCCAGCUUGUUCGAUCAUGAACAUAUACCCAGCCGGUUACAUGAACUCAGCCUGUCCAGUGAUGAUGAUGAACAUGUACCCAGCCAGUUCAGCGAUGAUCACGAACAUGAACCAACUUACCAUGGCUCGGUGAGCCCAAAUUUCAGUCUGUUUGACAAUAAGGAGGAUGCAUCAACAAGUGCCAAUGAUAAGUUGAUCGAAAAUGGCAGCUUUGUUGUUGGCAGCAGUCAACAAAAGCAAGGAUUUGAUGUGGGUUUUUAUUGCAGUAUAUGUUUGGAGGAACCACAAGCAGGGGAUAAGCUCAUUCGUAUGAACUGCUCUCAUAUAUAUCACCAAUAUUGUCUACUUCCAUGGCUCCAGAUGCACAACACCUGUCCUAAUUGCCGUAGCAAACUCGAUCAACAAUGA
Messenger RNA from Quercus lobata, 909 nucleotides. RefSeq names its product E3 ubiquitin-protein ligase CIP8-like. Gene Ontology annotation, molecular function: ubiquitin protein ligase activity. The transcript has a single exon. The record is from RefSeq and is a predicted model, not a curated record. Gene Ontology annotation, biological process: ubiquitin-dependent protein catabolic process. NCBI's taxonomy places the organism in Eukaryota, Viridiplantae, Streptophyta, Magnoliopsida, Fagales, Fagaceae. The coding region runs from base 1 to 909 and encodes 302 amino acids. Gene Ontology annotation, cellular component: nucleus.